AUUUCCUCACCUCUCCUCCUAUCCUUACUCACCGAAACCGCCCCUUAUCCUAACUUCGACCGAACGGUUCCUCCACCGCCGUACCGAUCCGACUAGCGCAGCAGCAGCCAUGGCGACCGCGGGCUCUCCGAGCAGCGCCUUCUCGUCCUCGCCCCCGGGCAGCGGGGACGCGGUCGCGCGCGCGAAGAGGGAUUCCUUCGGCGCCGGCGAGGUCUCCGCGGCCGACCACGGCGCCGACACCGAGCUUAGGCGCCUCCUCAGCACCCGCCACCUGACCAUGAUCGCGCUCGGCUCCAGCAUCGGCAUGGGCCUGUGGCUCGGCAGCGGCCUCUCGCUCGCCAGCGGCGGCCCCGCCGGCAUCUUCCUCGGCUACUGCCUCGCCGGCUCCAUGAUCUGGUGCGUCAGCCAUUCCAUCGGCGAGAUGGCCUGCGCGUACCCGCUCCCCUCGGCCUUCGUGCAAUGGACAGGCAAGUUCGUCGACCGCUCUGCCGCCUUCGCGCUCGGGUGGUCCUACUGGUUCUCGUAUUGCAUCUCCAUCGCGAACGAGCUGCAGUCGGCCAACACGGUGAUCCGGUUCUGGACGUCGGCGGUGCCGAUCGCGGCGUGGAUCUCGAUCUGGCUGGCGGUGAUCGUGCUGAUCAACGUCGGGGCCGUGUCUGUGUUCGGCGAGAUCGAGGUCGUCGCCAGCACCAUCAAGUUCAGCUGGAUCUUCGUCGUCAUCGUCUCCAUGAUCGUCAUGUCCGCCGGCGGCGCCGCCUACGGUCCCGUCGGCUUCCGCUACUGGAACGAGACCCCCUUCACCCACGGCUUCAAGGGCUUCCUCUCCGUCCUCCCCACCUGCAUCUUCGCCAUGGCCGGCUCCGAGAACUCCGGCCUCGUCGCCGCCGAGACCGCCAACCCCCGCCGCGCCGUCCCCCGCGCCGUCGGCUCCAUCUGGCUCCGCCUCGCCCUCUUCUACCUCGUCGGCUCCCUCAUGGUCACCAUCAACGUCUCCCCCUUCAACCCCGACCUCUUCGGCGGCGACGGCACCAACUCCUCCCCCUUCGUCAUCGCCUACCGCGACGCCGGCAUCCCCGUCCUCGCCCACAUGAUGAACGCCGUCAUCCUCAUCUCCGUCAUCUCGACCGGCUCCAUCUCCGGCUACGGCGGCUCCCGCACCACCAUGGGCCUCUCGUACCUCGGCAUGGCGCCGAAGCGCUUCCAGCGCGCCGACCGCACCGGCCGCCCCUGGUACGGCCUCGUGCCGACCUUCGUGCUCGGCGGCGGCCUCGCCUACCUCAACGUCAGCGAGUCGGGCGCCGACGUCUUCGGCUGGUUCUCCAACCUGACCUCGCUCUUCACCCUCUUCGGCUGGGGCAUGAUCUGCCUGUCGCACCUCCGCUUCCGCCGCGCCUGGGCGCUCCGGGGCCGCACCCCCGCCGAGCUGCCCUGGAGGUCCUGGAUCUACCCCUUGGGCCCCUGGUGGGGGCUCACCAUGUGCAUCCUGCUCAUCAUCGUCCAGUUCUACCUGUCCGUCUGGCCGCUCGGCAGCCCCCCGAGCGCCGAGAACUUCUUUGCCAAUUACAUAUCCGUCAUCGUUAUCGUCGUCCUCUGGCUUGGUGCCCGCGUCUACUACCGCGGCCCCUGGUGGGUCGACCUCGACACCGUGCAACUAGAUGAGGGCCGCCGGUUCUACGGAGAGGACGUCGAGAAGAGGCCGGCGACCGGCGUAAAGGGGCGCGCAAAGAGGAUCGUCGGGGCCAUUUUCAACUAGGUGGAUGGCGUAUUCCUUGCAGUAUCGAUAUUCAUUAGACAGUAACUGUAUAGACUAUGGAAUAUUUUCAUGUUUUUCCCUCGUCUGUGUGAUCUCAU
Messenger RNA from Durotheca rogersii, 1851 nucleotides. Its product is annotated as amino acid permease/ SLC12A domain-containing protein. Gene Ontology annotation, cellular component: membrane. Gene Ontology annotation, biological process: amino acid transmembrane transport. The record is from RefSeq and is a predicted model, not a curated record. Gene Ontology annotation, molecular function: amino acid transmembrane transporter activity. Bases 110 to 1753 code for a protein of 547 amino acids. Lineage: Eukaryota; Fungi; Ascomycota; Sordariomycetes; Xylariales; Xylariaceae. The transcript has 3 exons.